Messenger RNA from Cervus elaphus (red deer), 195 nucleotides. Its product is annotated as H/ACA ribonucleoprotein complex subunit 3-like. Lineage: Eukaryota; Metazoa; Chordata; Mammalia; Artiodactyla; Cervidae. Gene Ontology annotation, cellular component: box H/ACA telomerase RNP complex; box H/ACA snoRNP complex. The record is from RefSeq and is a predicted model, not a curated record. Bases 1 to 195 code for a protein of 64 amino acids. The transcript has a single exon. Gene Ontology annotation, biological process: ribosome biogenesis; snRNA pseudouridine synthesis; positive regulation of telomerase RNA localization to Cajal body. Gene Ontology annotation, molecular function: telomerase RNA binding; box H/ACA snoRNA binding.
AUGUUUCUCCAGUAUUACUACAGUGGGCAGGGAGACCAGGUCUACACGCUGAAGAAGCCUGACUCUAUGGGACAACAGACCCACUGGGCCUAUACCGCUCAAUUCUCCCUGGACGACAAAAACUCUCAAGAUGAAAUCACCAUCAAGAAAUGCUUCAAGGUGCUCAUGACCCAGCAACCUCGGCCCGUCCUCUGA